AUGGCGAACCUUGGUGGAGGUAGGGGAGGCGGCUUUGAUCCUGGUGUUGUUGGUGAUGGCCACGGCUAUCCUGCUCAGGCGCAUGGAUCUGGCGGUGGUGCGGGCCGCGGUGGCGCUCCUCCUCAGGCGCAUGGAUAUGGCGGUGGUGCUCCUGCUAUGGCGUUUGGCCGAGGUCAGGGACAGGGUUCUGGUGCUGCGCCUGAUCGGGGUUCUGGUUAUGGCAGUGGCGGCGAGGCUCAUGGCGGUGGCUAUGGCGACUUCCACCCUGGUCGUUGGGCUGCUGGUCACUAUGGUGGUGGUGGUCGGUAUGGCGGCGGUGGAUAUCGUCGGCGGUAUGAGUUCCGGGCGGGUCGUGGAGACUACCGUGGUGGUCGAGGGGCUUACAAUGGUAAUGCUCGUGGUUGUGGUGCUUACGCAGGUGGUGGUCGUGGCUCAGGUGGCCGAAACAUCCCCUAUUCUUAUUCGGCAGACGAGUCGUCAGCACGUGGUGGUGCUGCUGGAGGCGCCCAAAUGUCUGCUACGUCGGUUGCGACGGUUGUUGCUAGUGCAGGAGGGCAUCCGCAUCUGGCGGAGCCUCAGGCGGCGCAGGAGAUGCCCGUGGUUCAGGCUCAAGUGACGGCUGCUCUGCCAGCAGCUUCAGCAGGUCUGGAUGCUGCUGAUGUUCCCUCUGCCGUGGUGCAACAGCGAGCUCAAGAGAAAGCACCUGAUUUUAUCCCGUUGGAGCCGGUCAUUGUGAAUGUGGCUGGCAGUUCAUCAGGGUCAAACAAUGCGGCUGCUGUUGCUACUAAAACUGGGAAGAGAAAAGAUAAGGUAAAAUGUUUCCGAUGUGGGUUCACAGGCCACAUUUCUUUUGAUUGUACUACGGUGUUGUGCGAUUAUUGUGAAUCCGCGGAGCAUGUGUCUUCUGUGUACCCUCUUUUACUUGCUCCAAAACCACAAGUGGUGAUGCAUGGGGUAUGCUGA
Brachypodium distachyon (stiff brome) is the source of this 963-nucleotide messenger RNA. RefSeq names its product glycine-rich cell wall structural protein 1.8-like. The transcript has a single exon. Gene Ontology annotation, molecular function: nucleic acid binding; zinc ion binding. Lineage: Eukaryota; Viridiplantae; Streptophyta; Magnoliopsida; Poales; Poaceae. The coding region runs from base 1 to 963 and encodes 320 amino acids. The record is from RefSeq and is a predicted model, not a curated record.